This is a messenger RNA of Mya arenaria, 4398 nucleotides long. RefSeq names its product leucine zipper transcription factor-like protein 1. The record is from RefSeq and is a predicted model, not a curated record. Gene Ontology annotation, biological process: negative regulation of protein localization to cilium. The transcript has 10 exons. Lineage: Eukaryota; Metazoa; Mollusca; Bivalvia; Myida; Myidae. The coding region runs from base 83 to 988 and encodes 301 amino acids. Gene Ontology annotation, cellular component: cytoplasm.
UUAACUUCCGGUUUGUUCAGUGUCGCAUCCGUACACAAACAUAUUUUGAUAUUUGUGGCUUGCUGGUUUGCUUGUCAUAAAGAUGGCUACAAACAAUUUGAACGUCAAUGACCAUCAUUUGGCGCAGGUGCACAACUACAUCCGUUUCACUCGCUACCAGCGGGGGCAGCGCAUGAGAGCUGUUGACUUCUGCUUUGAUGAACUCAUUUCAACCAGACUUGAUGAAACUACCUACACCAUCGAUGAAGUGAAGGACAUGUUAGACAACCUGCUACAGAGUGUACAAGGGGAGCUGGAGGGGGAGCUGAUUAACUCUGCCCACACAAACGUCCUCCUUCUCCGACAAAUGUUCAUGCAGGCGGAAAAAUGGCAUCUCAAACUCUCCGCUGACAUCUCAGAGCUGGAAAACAGAGAAAUACUAGACCGGAUAGCAGAGUUUGAAGAGCAGCAGUUUGCUGGGACAAAACGGGACAAUGAUUUCCACUCUGUGCUCAAGCACGUGAAACUGGGGCCCAUGAAUGAAUCUGGUGGAACAACCCUCCUCCAUAUGAAAAUUGAAGAGUUGGAAGCGGAAAAUGAGAAGCUGAAGAAGUCAGUUAUGGGAAUGGAAGCUGGUUCUGCAGCGUCCAUGAAGCAGAGACAAGAGCUGGAGGAAGAUCUGAAAAGAACACAGUCUCAGAUGAGGUCUGGGGGAACCGGAGGGGAAACCGAAGAAUUGAGACGUAAAAUGGCCGCCCUGCAGGUCGAGCUUGAUUCUAGCAAACCGGCCGGGUCUGGAAACGGUGCCAUGGAGAAUGACUUGGUUUCCACUAAACAUGAGCUGCUCAGAAUCCGAGAGAUGCUGGAAAUGGCGGAGAAGGAGCUUGAAAAGAAGGUGAGUCUAACGGCUCCAUUUAAGAACCUCAAACAGAUGUUGAUGAAGAAGAAUGAAACUAUGAAGGAUCUCCGGAAACGAUUACAAAAGUACGAGUCAGUAGACGAUGCCUAGAUGACAUGACUGCCGGCGUGUUCACAGUCUCCACAUGGAGUUAACGCAGUUUUUUCCAAAACCUCAACCAAGUCUUGACUCUCUUCCUUUGAGUGUAAAACCAUUGUGAUAUUACUAAUACAAAUUUAUACAAUUAAAUGAAUUCUUUUAGCAUAGUUUAUCUAGAAUCCUUUUGAUGAAUGUUUAACAACCUGAAUAAUUUUACUUCAAAGACUUAACAUGCUUAACGCAAGUCUUGGAUUGUGAUUAUGUUUGGUAACUAUGAGUGACGUAAUAUUCAGAAAUAUGUGCAUGUGACAUUGGGUCAGCUUUUGCUUCACACAUACACACAUACAUGCCAUAUCCCUCGGCAAGGGGAAAAAUCCCCCAGAAUUCCGACCUAUCCCCUGGUACCCCGCCGUGGGAUCCAUAUCCCCUGGAAUUAAAAAUAAAUAAAAAUUGCUUAAGGGUUGACAGUGGAAAGCAUCCAUAAUAUUAUGAGUGUGAAAUUCCAUGAAGGACCAUGAUGACUAAGUCCAAAAAAUAUUGUGAUUAGAGUGUAUUUCUGUAUUUAUUCUUAUAAUAUAAAUGUUAUAUUGUGCAAAAAUAUAAAUAUUGCGCUUAAAAAUCCCCUGGUGUAAUAUCAAAGUCCCGUGGAAUUCAGACCAAAAUCCCAUUGGAAGCCUCUCAGAAAUAUGGCAUGUAUGUACACAUGAAAGAUACUUGUAUUCUUUGAGGACCAAUUAAAACAAUUUACACUUGUGCAAUGCUAUAUUAUAUGUUUUAUAACAAAUGUAACAUUAUUAUCCCUCUAAUUUAUGAAAACUUCUUAAGAUUAAUAGAAACUUGAAUUACAAUUUUGGUAGUCUAAAACCCUAAUGAUUCAUAUGCGUGGUUAUUCAAUUAAGAAUUUAUUAAACAAGUUUACUGAAAUUUAUGAUAACUAGCCUUGUUGAAAAUCUUAUCACUGUAAGUAAACUACUUUAAUUAAAAAAAAUCAAUGACCAGGAUUGUGGUAUUCUUUUUAUAUCAAAAUGAUAAUUUUCUAUACAGUAUAUUCAUUUUCAUCAUAAUUCAUUUGUGAUGUCACAUCAAUAGUUAUUACACUAAUUAUACAUCAAAAAUAUAUGAUGAUGAUAUUAUUUGAUGAUGGUGCCCUCAAUUAUGAUAUGAACUCUUUUAAUUGUUGUUUAUUUUAUUUUUCAUUCCAAAAUAUAAUAUCAUUGUGACUGAAAAAAGCUUGGUAUUCAAUAUUGGUCUUCAUUUGGAACUCAAAACGAUGUAGCUAAUUGGAUGACAUGACAUACAUUACUGACCAUUACAGUGAAUGAAGUCAAUGAUCCAUGUCCAUAACUUAAGAUUGACUUAUGAAGCAUGUUGAAUACCACUUCAUGUCUUUAAAUAGGAUUUAAGUGAUGUUACUGUGUUAAAAAUAUUGUUUACAACUUAUUCCAUAAUUUUAAAAGUCUGAUAUUUUCUCAUCCAUAAAACUACGCUAUUUAGCACAUCCUUUUUAGUGUAAUUCAUCUGUUUAUGCCUUGUUAUGGAUUGAAUCAGGAAAGUUAUAAGAACUUCCAGCAAACUAUCAUCUCUUGUGCUGUUGUUAUUGAAUGUGAUAUUGUAAACUGCAUAAUAUAAGAAUUACAUUCCUUUGAUAAAAAACACAAGUUAGUAAAUUUAUUUAGUGGUUAUUUUUACCUGUUUUUGUUUAUUAAUUUGUUAUUUCUGACUAUAUCAACUUUUUUCAGUUGUUUGUGUGCAGAUGAAACAGUUAUACUAAUCGGUCUCCACUCAACACCAUGCUUUUUAUGCAAGGAUUUUAUAUCAAUAUCAUGUAUUUCUUUUUCGGCUUGUUGAGGUGAGGUAUUGUCAUAGCCUUGGUGUUGUUACUUGGUACACAUGUGCCUGUCAAUAGAUCAACAUAUUCAUAUGAAACUUGGUACUACUUAUGUGCCUGUCAAUAGAUCAACAUAUUCAUAUGAAACUUGGUACUACUUAUGUGCCUGUCAAUAGACCAACAUAUUCAUAUGAAACUUGGUACUACUUAUGUGCCUUUCAAUAGACCAAAAUAUUCAUACUAAACUUGGUACUACUUAUGUGCCUGUCAAUAGACCAACAUAUUCAUAUGAAACUUGGUGCACAUGUGCCUGUCAAUAGACCAACAUAUUCAUAUGAAACUUGGUACUACUUAUGUGCCUGUCAAUAGACCAACAUAUUCAUAUGAAACUUGGUACUACUUAUGUGCCUGUCAAUAGACCAACAUAUUCAUAUGAAACUUGGUACUACUUAUGUGCCUGUCAAUAGAUCAACAUAUUUAUAUGAAACUUGGUACUACUUAUGUGCCUGUCAAUAGACCAACAUAUUCAUAUGAAACUUGGUACUACUUAUGUGCCUGUCAAUAGACCAACAUAUUCAUAUGAAACUUGGUAUUACUUAUGUGCCUGUCAAUAGACCAACAUAUUCAUAUGAAACUUGGUACUACUUAUGUGCCUGUCAAUAGACCAACAUAUUCAUAUGAAACUUGGUACUACUUAUGUGCCUGUCAAUAGACCAACAUAUUCAUAUGAAACUUGGUACACAUGUUGCCAGAAACAUAACACACAUGCAUAGCAAGGCUUAUAACUCUGUCUUUACUGAUUGUUGAGUUAUGUCCUUUUUUAGCUGAAAACAAAAACAGAUGAGUUCUCUUGUUGUGUAAUUAUAUUUUUUCAACAAACGCUCUAUAAUAGACUUUGGUAUUGUCUUAGGUGCUUUAAAUGUUAGAUUAGUCAAUGAUUUCUUUAUGUCUCCACUAAACAAUCAUCAUACUGCCCUGUAAAUGAUAUCAUUUAAACAACUUACACAAUAAUAAUUGUUGAAAGGAGCAAAUAAAAAAUGCAAAAAGAAAUAACAAAAAACAACAUGUUGCAAAUAAAUUUAUUUAAAUGUUAUAUUAUUUGAUUUUAAAUGAUAACAUGAAAAUAUUAAUUGAUGAUAUAAUUGUUAUUGAUUUAACUUAUCUUGUCCUACUACAUGGAGGACCGUUUGACAUUCAACUAUUCUUGCUAUUUUCAAUGGUAAAUUAUCAUAUGUAUUGUAUAAUACUUGUUUUUAUCACGCUUAAUAUCAUUUCUUCUCACAAUCAAUUUCAAAAUCGCUCAAUUUUUGGGGUUAAUUUUUUAGGUAUAAGGGGGAUUUCUUUUAACUCCUUAUUUAGUGUGGUAUGGCACAUUUCCAUUUCUGUGCAAGUUGCUUAUUUUGUGUGGAAUGCUUAAAAAAUGAGUAUAACGGAAGAUCCUAUCUGAAUGUAUCUUGUUCGUAUUGAUCAGUGUAUGAAUUGUUUUUGACAUAUCACCACUAUAAACCGUCCAUUUAUUCAUAUGAUCUAUUUUUAGAUGUUCCAACAUGUCAUAUACCGCUGUCUAUUGUAUGUAAUAAAGUAGACAAACUCA